Molecule: messenger RNA, 6005 nt
Organism: Cylas formicarius (sweet potato weevil)
Lineage: Eukaryota; Metazoa; Arthropoda; Insecta; Coleoptera; Brentidae
Gene: Eph
Product: ephrin type-B receptor 1-B
Exons: 16
Coding region: 403-3507 (1034 amino acids)
Biological process (GO): axon guidance; cell surface receptor protein tyrosine kinase signaling pathway; protein phosphorylation
Cellular component (GO): plasma membrane; neuron projection
Molecular function (GO): transmembrane-ephrin receptor activity; protein binding; ATP binding
Source: RefSeq, a predicted model, not a curated record
UCGAGCUUUGCGUUGCUGUGUUAUGUGCUCGUGCGUCGGUGAAAAACGGGGGGGGCCGCUUUUUUGCAAUUGUCAUAAGUUUUCUGAGAAAAUUAUUAAUUAGAUCGUAGCGGAUAACGUGUAAAAAGCUGAGGCAGCUCGUUCGUUUGACGGGAAAUAGAGAAUUUUGCUCGAAAACCUACACUGACAGAGUGACAAGUGUUUCUCGGUGUUUAUCGAACCGGACUUUACCGAAAAAUCCUGUUUUCCGGUUGUCUGUGCGGACCUUUGUCGAGUACGUUCGGAUUUUAAUUCAUGGAUUCCCGCUAAAUCAAAGAAAAUCGUUUAAUUUCUUAUGUAAAACAGGAUGAAAUAACGGCAUUCGGCCAAAGUCCGCCUUAAGGGCCGGACUUUCCCCCGACCAUGGGUUUCGUGCUGCGCACAUUGCCUAUCCUGGCAAUACUGUCGCAUCGGACCUGCGCAGAACAAGUUGUCCUCCUCGAUACCACUGGCGAACAAAAGCUCGAAUGGACUAGAUUUCCAUACGGACCGCAGUCCAGCACGCCUGGGUGGGUAGAGGAGUCGUUCACCAACUUCCAAAAGGGCAUUAAUUGGCGAUCGUAUGUCGUCUGCGACGUCGCCUACAGCAACGCCAAUAACUGGCUGUGGACGCCGUUCAUCGAUAGGGGGGAGGCAAACAGGAUUUAUAUAGAAAUUAAAUUUACCAUCAGGGACUGCAGCCUGUUCCCAGGAAAUGCGCUGUCAUGCAAGGAGACGUUCAGCCUGCUGUAUUACGAGUUUGACGCCGCGACGCGAGAGCCGCCGCCCUGGGACGCCGAAAGAUACAAGUUAAUUGGUCGUAUAGCGGCCGGAGAGGGUAGGUUCAACUCUAACAGCGAGGUCAACAUAAACACCGAAGUGAAAAGCAUACCGGUCACGAAAAAGGGCGUCUAUUUCGCGUUCAGAGACCAAGGCGCUUGCAUAUCUCUACUCGCUAUCAAAGUCUACUACAUCACGUGUCCGGAGGUGACGAUCAACUUUGCCAGGUUCCCUGCCACGCCGACCGGCAAGGAGAUCACCAUCAUCGAACAGGCGAACGGCACGUGCGUGAGCAAUGCCGAAGUGGUCGGUGGAACUCCCAUCUACCUCUGCAAGGGUGACGGCAAAUGGACGUUGCCCACCGGCGGGUGCAAGUGCAAGGCGGGGUUCCAACCGGAUAUAGAGAAACAGACUUGCAAUGUAUGCAAACCGGAAACGUAUAAAGCUGACGUGGGCGACGGACCCUGUCUUCCAUGUCCGGACCACUCCCAAGGCCCGGACUACGGCCUGUCGGAGUGCAGAUGCAACCAGGGACACUUUCGGGCUUCGAUUGACCCGCGAAGUAUGUCUUGCACGCAACCACCAUCGAAGCCUGUCAACCUGACGGUCAACUUCGUAGACCACUCGAACGUCAUACUGAGCUGGUUACCGCCGGAUAAGUCCGGCGGCAGGAACGAUAUAGUUUAUAGGAUAAAAUGUGAUGCCUGUAGUUUAGGACUUGUACAGUACAAUCCACCCACCGAAACGUUCAACGAGACCAGAAUCCACAUAAGCGGCCUAAACGCUGUAACGACCUAUAGGUUUCAAGUAUUCGCGGAGAACGGCGUGUCCCAUUUGGCGAAACGGACGGCUCCGGAAUACGCGGACAUAGUCGUCACGACGGAAGCGUCCGGAAUCAGCGGCAUCACCAACAUACGGGUGACGUCGGUAAAAAGUACGGAAAUAACACUGGCGUGGGACGCGCCCUCGCUUAACGACGGCUCGGACAUGGAGUCCGAUCAAGUCAUCGAAUACGAAGUCCGCUGGUUCCAACGGAACGACAUCGAAUACAGCAACUCCACCAGCUUGGUUACCAAUAAGCUAAGCGUGACCAUUACCGGGCUCAAGCAGAGAACCGAAUACGGUUUGCAAGUGAGAGCCAAGACUUUUAGGGGAGGUUGGGGUGAAUAUUCGCCGGUCAUCUUUAAAACCACCGGCCAAGUGUUGAACACAGGUACGACGAAUAAAAAAAAACGUGUCGGUUUGUAUGGAGACGCUUACGUUGCAGCCUACGUCGGACCGGAAGAAGGUAUGCGACUCCAGCUGGUGGCGGGUGGUAUAGUGGUCAUAGUGGUCAUUCUGGUGGCCGCUAUAGUGCUCACGGUGGUGUUUGUGAGGUCCAGAUCCAACGACGAGUGCAACAAGAAACAGCCCAGCGAUUGCGACACUUUGGAAUAUCGCAACGGAGAAGUUCACCACACCAGCUUGGACAACCCUCCCAUUGUAACCACCCAUACCAACGUGACCACGCCACUGUUUACCGGAAUCAGCGGUUCCUCGCGGACGUAUAUCGAUCCUCACACCUACGAGGAUCCGAACCAGGCCGUGAGGGAGUUCGCUAGAGAAAUAGACGCCAAAUGUAUAACCAUCGAGGCCAUUAUCGGCGGCGGCGAGUUUGGCGACGUGUGCAAAGGAAAACUGAAAAUGAACGGGGCGGACAUCGACGUGGCCAUAAAAACCCUCAAGGCCGGCUCUCUGGACAAGAGCCGAAACGAUUUCUUAACGGAAGCGUCGAUAAUGGGUCAGUUCGAGCAUCCCAAUGUGAUCUUCCUCCAAGGGGUGGUCACCAAAUCCAACCCGGUUAUGAUUAUAACCGAGUACAUGGAGAACGGCUCUCUGGACACGUUUUUAAGGGCAAACGACGGCAAAUUCAAAGUGAUACAGCUGGUGGGCAUGCUGAGAGGCAUCGCGGCCGGUAUGCAGUACCUGAGCGAAAUGAACUAUGUGCACAGGGAUCUGGCCGCCCGAAACGUAUUAGUUAACGCGGAACUAGUGUGUAAGAUAGCCGAUUUUGGCCUAAGCAGAGAGAUCGAAAGCGCCACCGAAGGGGCGUACACCACAAGGGGUGGAAAGAUCCCCGUGAGAUGGACCGCGCCCGAGGCGAUAGCGUUCCGGAAAUUUACAUCGGCCAGUGACGUGUGGUCGAUGGGCAUCGUCUGCUGGGAGGUGAUGUCAUAUGGAGAACGACCAUACUGGAACUGGUCGAAUCAAGACGUCAUAAAGAGCAUAGAAAAGGGUUAUCGGUUGCCUGCGCCGAUGGACUGUCCCGAAGCGAUUUACCAGCUGAUGCUCGAUUGCUGGCAGAAGGAGCGCACCCACAGGCCCACAUUCCAGUCCAUUGUAAAAACGUUAGAUAAGUUAAUUCGAGUUCCCGAUACUUUAAGGAAAAUUGCUCAGAACCGCUCGACCAACCCCCUGUCCGCAGACGCCCCCGACCUAACCCAAUUCACGUCGGUCGAAGAGUGGCUGAACUCGAUCAAGAUGACGCGGUACUUGGAGAACUUCCACGCGGGAGGCGUCAACAGCAUGGACGCGGUAGUGAAUUUGACCGUGAAAGAACUUACAGAGAUGGGCAUCACGCUCGUCGGCCACCAAAAGAAAAUAAUGAACAGUGUACAGAACAUACGCGCCCAAAUUAGGGUCAACGGUAACGAGGGAUUUUUAGUUUGAAAUGACACGGGGUGUUAGUGAAAUGGGACGGGGGUGCUAACGCCGUUUUCAGAGCUUCAAUCGACUUAUCCGACGGUACUCCCUGAUAAAAAAAUUAUCGCAACCGAAAUUAAUUAAAUAUUUAAACAAUAAUUCGGAGAUUCACAAUAAACCACCUCAUUGUGUCCUCGGCACUCACGAAAUACGUGUAUCAGUUUAUUGUAGGCAAUGACUAUAAAUCAACAUAUUAUAGGGACCUGCGAUUUACGGAGAUCCAACUAAAACUAAAAAUUGGGCAAUAAAAAUACAAUAGCUGUGUCUAUAUACAUGUCAAUAAAAUCAGUACAAAACACUGUUAAAAUCGACAUCACAAUAACACAAUUUCCAAGGUUGACGUUUAAAAAAAAAAAAAGCACAAUUCGGUCCAUAAAACAGAGCGUGAAUUCUUCGUUAUUUCUUUUAAAUUCUGAACAAUCGUUUUUAUUUUUAUUCCGCUAAAUAAUGAUAAAAUUGACACGGUAUAUCAAUAAUUGCUUAUACCAUUACCAAAAAGGCUCUAUAUUGUUUUCCCUGCUUACUUGUGGAAAUACGAAUCAGCGAUCUAGUAGAGCGUUUAAGGUUAAAAGAUAGUCGUAUGGAAUUUACGUUUUUAGGGUCAACCAAUAUUAGGGCUCAAUUAUACGGUAAGUUUUUUUACAAAAAGUGCAGACCCCGUUAAAAUUUUUCGCAUCGGCCGCCACUGAAUGCUAGUAGAUAAAGAAGUAUGCAUAGACUAGUUAGUCGUAAUUUUGUUGUCUUUCAAUUAUAAUAUCAGACAUCGGGGCACGUUUCAAUCAGACCUUCGCGAAAUUUGACCGUCCAUCGUCCAGGCGGUAUCGCUCGUGAAACUCUGAAAACGGCAAAAAAUCCAACCGUUAUAAACUACCAGUGAUUUUGUUGUUAAUAUUUUAACCUAAUAAUGGCAGCUUACGUGCUUAUAUUAAUUUUUACAAGUGAACAAUAUGUAUUUUGGAGCAAAUCAAAAGGGGUGGUCGAAGACACUUAAAUACAUAGAUUGUGAUUUUUUUUAUACAUACUUUUAUAGAUUUUUAUACCCAAGGUUUUGUAUCGCUUCGUGUAACGUCCCAUCUAUUUAAAUACGUAUACAUAUUGGUAGGUUUUAAGAUUUUUUCUAUUUAAUAUUAUAGUUUUUCUGUACAGUGUUAUAUCCCACUUCUAUUCGUCGCUUCGUUUUAUUAAUUUAUUCAAUUUUUAGCUUUGUCGAAAAUACAUUACUUUGUAUGGAACAAUUAAAAUAAGGGACAACACCAAAACGUAAAAAAAAAGAGAAAACACACGAGGUUUGUUUAUAGGCGUAAACGAGAGGAGAUAAGCAUUAUUUUUUCACAUAUCAAGUUAACGAAUAAGAUGUUUAUACCGCAUGUCCUCCAAUUAAAUGGAAGUUUCCUUAAUUCCGUCGAUUUUCUUUUAAAUUAACAAUCAAAACUAGUAUACCUAUCCCACUAAUUAAUCUGUGGCUAAUACAUCAAAAACGUUUUCUACAAAUUCAGUGUUGAUUGUAAAUAAUAAAUGUUAAAAGAUUUAUGAUAUUUUCAACGAUCGCGGUUGAUUUUUCGCGCAGACUUUGACUUGACCGAUAUUCUACUCUCAGAAAUGACGAGACUUUUUGGUUUGCUAGACAAAAAAAUAUUUUUGAGCUUUUUGACCGGCUAACGGUUUCCCCCAUAUAAUUUCAUUUGUUACGCGUACAACUUCUUGUCGUCGGCAAAGGAAAACUUAAACUAGAUAGUUAAAUUGAUGUACAAUUACUGUCCGUAGAUAUAAAAACGAGUAAAUUAAAUAAAAAAAGACUGUCGUCUAAGGGUUAAUUCUAAACUAAGAGUAACUAAUAUCCAGAGGAGAUAGCAAUAAUUGAAUGUUUUUUAAUUUGUUAAUGGAUAGAGGGCGGGUUGGACCUUUUAUUAAGGCUAAAACGCCAUAAUUUACUUUCGUUCCCUUAUUGUAAAAUUUGCGAUUCGUUGUACUUAACUAACUCUUUUAGUGCGUGUUGCUCAAGAACACUUUGCCUAACGUCUAUUUAAGAAAUUUUUUGUAAAUUUUGUAUUCGUAAAUGAAAAACAGGACUGAGACUUAUUGUAUAUUGUAUAAGCUAUAUUUUUGUUUGUUUAAAUAAAGUUUUCUGACACGAUUUGUAAUUAGAAUGCAUUCCAUCGAUUGUCGAUUCGAUUCUGCGCUUAUUUUGCUUUGCUCUUGUUCCUCUUCUAUCGCCACAUCAAAAAUAAAAACGAAAACCGUUAGCGGAAGAGUGGGGUGAUAAAAGAGGGCGAUGAAUUAUUCUUUUCUUCUAUCAUUUUUAUGCCUACAAUCAGUGCGAGUGAUGGUGUAAAAACAAUUUGAAAUGGAAUCGAAUGUUUUUUUUUUACUAAAAUUUAUACAAUUUUUAACAAUAUAUCUUUCUAUACCACUUAUUCGAGUUAAGUCAGUGUAAAAUUGUAAUAUAUUUGUAAAAUAUAAGGAUA